This is a messenger RNA of Linum tenue, 2361 nucleotides long. The record is from the annotation of a GenBank genome assembly. NCBI's taxonomy places the organism in Eukaryota, Viridiplantae, Streptophyta, Magnoliopsida, Malpighiales, Linaceae.
UGCCUAUCCAUCCCCUUCCCCUUCUCUCUUUUCUUCAUUUUCCUCCCAUUCCAAUUUUUUUUUUCACACAGAGGAACACCAGAGCAGCAGCAGAGAGGCGAACCAGAGAGAGAAAAGAGAAGAGUCAGAGAGCUCAAAGCUUUCUUCUUUUUACCCUUCGAGGGUUUUCUUCACCUUUCCUCCCCUUGCCCUUUACAGAGAUUGAUUGAAGUAUUAUUCAAAUAUAUCAUUUCUGGCUUCGACUGCUUUUGCUACUGGAUCCCCUCUCUCUCGCCCCCAUACCCUUUUUCAGGGUUUUCAAGAUCGGGAUUUCGUUGAAGAAGCGAAAUUCUGUUCUCUGUGGUCUGUAGUGUGGAAGAUUUGGUGUACUUGUCAUCAAGAGAGGGAUUGGAUUUUGGAAAUAUGGGUUAUGUGUGUGAUUUUUGUGGUGAGCAGAGGUCGAUGGUAUAUUGUCGCUCAGAUGCGGCUUGCUUGUGUCUAUCAUGUGAUAGAAAUGUUCACGCUGCCAAUGCUCUAUCCAAGCGCCAUUCGAGAACCCUCUUGUGUGAAAGGUGCAGUUCACAACCUGCACUAGUUAGGUGUGCAGAAGAGAAGGUCUCGCUUUGUCAGAACUGCGAUUGGACGGGUCAUGGCACCUCGACAUCAGCUUCGGCACACAAGAGGCAAACUAUCAAUUGUUAUUCUGGUUGCCCUUCAGCUUCCGAGCUUUCUUCGAUAUGGUCUUUCGUUCUGGACUUCCCUUCUGCCAGCGAAUCUACUUAUGAGCAAAACAUGGGAUUAAUGAGCAUAGCUGAAAAUGUUGCCACGGAGACAUGGCCGUCGUCUAAGGAAGAAGCUGAUCGCCAAAAUUUGGAGAGUAUUCUUCAGAUGAGCGAUUCACGUGAGGUUGGUAAAUCAAGUACUUGGGAUGAGUCUCGAUUGAUGUCUGGGUCAACUACCAACCCACACAGACAAGCUCAUCAGCCUGCUGGAUCGGGUAGUUCAACAUUGCCAAAGUUAGGUUAUCCUGGAAGUAAAAGUGCUACAUUCUCUGGAGAUGAUGGUCUUUAUGAUGACUUCAAUAUGGAUGAGAUGGAUUUGAAUCUUGAAAACUAUGAUGAGCUCUUUGGUGUCGGUCUCAACAAUCCAGAGGAAGCUUUUGAGGGUGGUGGAAUUGCUAGUUUGUUCGGAACAAAGGACAUGUCUGGCGCUGAAUCCAACUGCCAGGGUUCUGCUGCAGCUGAGGUGUCAUCAGUUGGACGUGUGAAUGCAAUGCAGCAGCCCACAUGCAGCAAUGCAGCAUCUGCCGAUUCCAUUAUGAGCACUAAAACUGAACCAGUUAUCUGUGUUACGGCAAGGCAAGGUCAUUCGACUCUUUCGUUUUCCGGCAUUACUGGGGAUAGCAGCGCUGCAGCAGAUUAUCAAGAUUGUGGAGCUUCUCCAAUGCUGCUUAUGGGAGAGCCUCCUUGGGGUCCCCCUGGUGCCGAGGGCUCCCCAUCGGCAAACCGGACUAAUGCUGUGAUGCGGUACAAGGAAAAAAAGAAGACACGCCAGUUUGAAAAGAGAGUGAGGUAUGCUUCGCGCAAAGCAAGAGCCGAUGUACGGAAGCGUGUGAAGGGCCGGUUCGUGAAAGCCGGUGGACAUUACGAUUACGAUCCCUUGACGGAAACCAGAAGCUACUGAGAGAGUACAGUUUUUCUAAAACCAAAGUCCCCUUCCAGAGAAGGAAAGAUCAGAUUGUUCUGAUGUGGAGAAAUUCAAUCCUUGUCUUUGCACCAGACACUGGCUGAAUAACUCCACUUUUCCUUGUGCAGUGACAAGAUGUAACUGACUCUAGGGUCUGAAGAGGAAGGGAGACAAAUUAUGGCAAAGGAGAAAAUGGAAAGGGAUUUAUAGUGCUCAGGUCCACGAAAUUGAGGAGUUCCUUUCCAUUCCCAUAACCAUUGGUGGACUGACAAAUUCCUGGAACAAAGGAGAGAGUACCUAGUUUGCAGUGUAUAAAAAUUGAUGAAUGCUCGCAACGACGAUGUUUUGUAUUCUUGGAUUCGCAGGCAGUCGCUUUUUCGUGAGAAAGAGCGGCUGAUCUCGCAGGCUGUAGAAAUUAUCUCUGACUUAAGUCCUCAACUUAAGUUAUAAUUUUGAUGGGACAGGGAGGGAUUAAAUGGUCUUUCUUUAGGUGUGUACAUACUCCAACAGAACCAGGAAAACCAGGCCCUGCUCAACGAGCUCCAGAGCAAGCUCUUUUCCAAGGGACAGAAGAAUAACAAUGAAGAUCAUGGAUCAACUUCUUCCAGCUCCAAACCAGAUGUAGCCAACUCCUCCAAAAACCGUUAAUUCUAUUGUUCGAUAACAGCUUGUCUCUGCCUUGAGGAACAUAUAUAU